AUGCCCGGUGAGCGACCCCGUGGCGUCCAAGAAACUCCCCGCAACCCCCGCACUGUGCGCAGUGUCACCCAAUGCGUCGGAAAGUUGACGCUUGCUGCGUAUCGUGCCCAGUCCGUACUUGACUGUGCAGAUUGUGUGGUCGAAACCCAGGAUGUCCAAGAGUUCCUCACCGAGCUCCUUCCCUUUCCUGAUUAUCAGGGACGUCGGCGCAGGAUUCCCAAGCGGCCCAAGGUGAAGGCCUCUAACCACCCGUUCAGCACUCUCGAGAAAGCCGACUCGAUGUCUGAGAACAAAGUGGUUAGGCUGUUCGCAGCUGCUGUCAACAAACACAAUCUCGCCCCUGGCUUGGGCAUGGCGCGCUGCCAGAACAAACCAGACAAAGCGCCAAAGAAGAGGCGGAGGAAGGGAGAGGAACCGGCGGAGCCUCCGAAGGUCGACACGAUGCGCCAGAAGGUCGAUGCCGCGUUCUAUAGGGCCGAUCGUGUCCCGAAGGAUAGUCGUCCUCACUGGGCAGACCAGAUCGUCCCCGCUGAGUUCAAGAGUGGCAAGCGUGGCAGGGCUGCAGACCCCUUCGCGACCAAGGCAGAACACGACGAUGCCGACGAAGAACAGGCCACGGAUGUGGAUGAGCAAGACGACGAUGAACUGGACGAUGAGGCUGAAGAGCUUCCAGAGCUAGAGGAGAUGGAAGAGGAGAAGGGCGAUGAGGACGAAGAGGAUGACGAAGAUGAAGAUGAGGAGCCGGAGUCGGGUGCCGACGACAAACCCAACGUCGACGCGCAGGCCACCAAGGAGCCUGGAGCUCAGGCUACCCCUGCCAAGGACGUCUUCGGGCAGAUCACUACCUAUGUCGACCUCCUGCAAGCAGUCCAGCACCGAACCGCCGUCUUCAUGCUCCUCGUCAUUGGCCGACGCUUCCGCAUCCUCCGCUGGGAUAGGGCAGGGGUCAUAGUCACGCCUUCCGUCGACUACUACGAGGAGCCCGAUGAACUAUGCGACUUCCUGUGGCGCAUCUCCCAUGUGUCCGACACCACCCUCGGCUUUGACCCCACUGCCAUUCGUCUUUCACCCUCUGACCCCGACUGGGUCAAAAUGGAGGAGUACGCAGUAGCUCUCGAGAGCGACGUCUCCAGCGCACCACGCACUCUGCAGCCGGGCGAGCUUGAGCAGCCCGCUCCUGGUUCUGAAGAAUCUCCUGUCGUUUUCGACUACGUUCGGACGAUGUUCGCACAGUCCAUCGCGGACCGUCGGUGGCCACGCUACAGGUUGAGUGUAUGCCAGGGCUCUAACCAUCAGGAGUUCCUCGUCGGCAAGCCCACUUUCUGUGCUAGUGGGGCCAUCGGGCGGGGUACUCGUGGUUUCGUUGCCAUAGACUGCCAGACUGGUUGCUUCGUGUGGCUCAAGGAUGCCUGGAGGGUGUCUUACGAGAAAGUCGAGCCGGAAGGCUCCAUCCUUGCACGUCUUAACGCCGACCCCGAAAUCAAAGAUGUCCCGACGCUGUUGUGUCACGGAGACGUACUCUGCCAGAAGACCCUCACUGCUACUUGGUGGGAAGCGGCGAAUCCUCUGCCGUCCACCAGAAAAUCCAAGAGAUCCAAGAAUGCGAAGAACGCCAUGGAGGCUGCGCCUUCCUCCACCUCAGAUGGAUCACGUGGAGUGAAGCGCAAACGGGAGGACGAACCCGAGUCGCUCGCUACCGACUACCGUGCCGAUUGUCCCAUGCGUCAACACAACCACUACCGCGUAGUGGUCAAGGAAGUGGGUUUGCCACUCAAGAAGUUUCGGGAUGGAAUUCAGCUUGUCCACAUCCUCUUGGAUUGCCACACCACACAUGGACUAGCGGCGACGCGUCCCGGUAUCAAUAUUCUCCACCGUGAUAUAAGUGAUAGCAACAUCAUCAUUGUUCCGAAGGUUGUUCAAGCCAACUCUAAUUCCCCACGGCUCCUCAACUGGACAGGCGUACUCACAGAUUGGGAGAUGUCAAAGCCCACUGCCUCGCAUGGGGAUUUGACUCCCGCACGUCAACCUCUGCGAUCGGGCGACUGGCAAUUCAAGUCUGCGUACUUGCUGAACAACAGCGGAGGAACAACAAUCCCGGAUGAGUUGGAGUCAAUCGUCUUGAUACUUAUCUACUAUUGCGUCCGAUAUCUCGACUCGAGCAUAGAGCGUCAUAGUGCUGUGGCCACCUUUCUCGAUGAGUUUUACGAUUGUUUCACAGUACAAGACGGUGUGGUCAAGUGCGGCGAACGCAAGGCGACGUUACUCGCCCAGGGGCAGCUUGUACAUUACGAUCCGGCAGAAGGGCUCAUUCCAAUCUGCUUCAACGCCUUCCCAUUGGAUUACCUCAUCGCCCAAUGUCUCAGACGCUUCUCCGCACGUUACAAGAUCCUGCGCCAUCAAGCCUGGACCAAACGCCACACCCAUACGACUCCCAGUGUUCCGCCGGUGCCCCGCGCAUCCGGUGACGACUCUAUUCGCUCCUACUUCCUCAACAAGCACAGGACGGCUAACGACGAGUUCAAACAAGCUCGAUACGAGGCAGUGCCUGACCCUCCAACCGUUUCGUCUACAGCUCUUGCAAGCAGAGAGCCUCCCAAGCCAACUCAAGAAGACGAGAAAAUGGCCAUGGACAUUGAAGACCACGAAUGGUUUAGGUGGAUCGUCUAUCAAUGCUUGACGUUUCCUGGCUGGGAGAAGCUGCGGAAGGUCAAGGACCGUGUUCCCAAGAACUGGGAAUCUCCACACUCUCCGAUACCACGCGAAUUGUUCUCGGCAAGGUCAGGUCACAGCCGUUGA
Molecule: messenger RNA, 2796 nt
Organism: Dichomitus squalens LYAD-421 SS1
Lineage: Eukaryota; Fungi; Basidiomycota; Agaricomycetes; Polyporales; Polyporaceae
Exons: 4
Coding region: 1-2796 (931 amino acids)
Source: RefSeq, a predicted model, not a curated record